AUGGAGGGGAGCGGGACUCCUAUCACUUGGGAGUCAUUCAGAACUAAAUUCUACAUGGAAUACUUCCCAGAUAAUGUCAGGUUUGCUAAGGAGGUAGAGUUUCUUGAAUUGACUCAGGGCAACCGAUCGAUAUCGCAGUAUGCAGAUCGUUUUAAACACCUGCUUCGCUUCAACACCAUGUCAAUAAAUGAAGAAUGGCAGUGUCGCAAGUUUGAGAAUGGCUUGAGAAAGGAUAUAAAGUUACUGGUGAAAGGAUUGCGCAUUAGAGAAUUCUCCGCUUUGGUAGAUAUGGCCCGUGAUAUGGAAAAGACUAAGGGAGAACCAGAGGGACCGGGUUCUUCCUCUCAGUCAUCGGGGCAAUCCAGUUUUGUCAGUUCCGUUAGAUGCUUCAAGUGUGGUGGACCACACCUCCAGAUUUCUAGCCCUCAGUUAGAAGGGUAUAGGAGGUGUAAUAUCUGCAGGCAAGAGGGACACUAUGCCAGAGACUGUCCUACUACUAGGAGGGCUUGUGUGGAGAGGCUUGGUUUAGUUGUCAGAGAGCUUCCGUGUGAUCUGGUGGUGUCUACACCAGCAGCUGGGUUAGUUAGGACAUCUAAUGUGUGCUCCAAAUGUCCUAUUGAGGUAGAUGGACGCAGAUUCAGAGUGAACCUUAUUUGCUUACCUUUGCAGGGACUAGAGGUAAUUCUGGGAAUGGAUUGGUUAGCAGCCAAUCGUAUUCUUUUAGAUUGCGGUGGUAAGAAGCUAAUAUUUCCCAAAGAAGAUGAAGACUUGUCGUUAUCACUCGGUGUAUUGAGGCAAGACAUCUUCGAGGGCGCCAGCUGCUUCCUAAUCAUGUUUCAUAUGGACGGGAAUUCUAAUUUGAACUCUUCAGCGCUUGGAAACCAGAGUGUAGACCUUCUGGUUGUGAAUGACUUCAUGGAUGUUUUCCCUGAAGAAGUUCAUGGUUUGCCUCCUUCGCGUGAAGUGGAGUUCUCUAUUGAUCUGGUCUCAAGAGCAGGACCAGUAUCCAUAACCCCUUAUCGGAUGGCUCUAGCUGAGCUGGCUGAGUUGAAGAAGCAGAUUAAAGAGCUGUUAGAGAAACAGUUUAUCCGGCCGAGUGUUUCGCCGUGGGGUGCGCCAGUGUUGCUAGUAAAGAAGAAGGAUGGUAGCUCAAGGUUGUGCGUUGACUAUCGAUAG
Vigna angularis (adzuki bean) is the source of this 1176-nucleotide messenger RNA. RefSeq lists its product as uncharacterized. NCBI's taxonomy places the organism in Eukaryota, Viridiplantae, Streptophyta, Magnoliopsida, Fabales, Fabaceae. The transcript is spliced from 3 exons. The record is from RefSeq and is a predicted model, not a curated record. Gene Ontology annotation, molecular function: nucleic acid binding; zinc ion binding. Bases 1 to 1176 code for a protein of 391 amino acids.